This is a messenger RNA of Ostrea edulis (European flat oyster), 3140 nucleotides long. RefSeq names its product inverted formin-2-like. Gene Ontology annotation, biological process: actin cytoskeleton organization. Gene Ontology annotation, molecular function: actin binding; small GTPase binding. The coding region runs from base 374 to 3073 and encodes 899 amino acids. The transcript is spliced from 16 exons. NCBI's taxonomy places the organism in Eukaryota, Metazoa, Mollusca, Bivalvia, Ostreida, Ostreidae. The record is from RefSeq and is a predicted model, not a curated record.
GGAGAGAAGCGCGCCCAUUGACUAUAUAUAUAAUUAUAUGGAACUAGGGUUCUCCGCUCGAGUGGUUUCCAAAAAUGUGUAUAUCGUUAAAGCUCUCUACACCGAUCAGCUGGGAGUUUUUAUGAUUACUUAUCAAACGUGUAUUUCGCUUUAGCGGUAAACAGAUCUGUUGUCGGUGUAGAUUCGUCUUGCGAUCAGCUGGAGAGCGGCAGUUUACGUCUCAACAGACACCACCUUAAUCUCAAGAGGACGAAUUUCCCAUAUUUAGAUUACAGGCGAGGAUAAUUAAAAUUUCAAUUUUAGCAAACGAGCACUAGAGUUUACAUAAAACACAACAGGACACGCUGUUACAGAUCAGCGUAAAUCGUCAGAUAUGUCAUCCUCAUCCUCAUCUCCGUCAUCAGAUUCAGAUGAUGAAGAAAAGACCGCAGGGAAAAUCUCAAAAUGGAAAUUUGUUCGGACGACCAUGGGGAGGAUUCUUGAGAUGCAGUUCGAUGAGUGUGACGCCGACGACUUCGUGGACCUGCUGAGCUCGCCCUCCGUAAAAACCUUAACAGCCUUAAAAAAGAAGCUGAAGAAAUCGGAUAGGGAUUGGAUACACGAGUUUCUGGACGGCGCGGGUCUCGGGAUACUGUUGGAUGCGGUAGAUGUUAUUGGAAGUCGGCGAGUGACGAAAUUAUCCGAAGCACUGAAGCUUUUUCAAUGCGUAUCCUGCAUCAAACUGUUGGUGAAUUCCCUGACGGGGUUGUCGUUCUUUGUUCAACACAGCAGUCACAUCAAAAAGCUUGUUAAAGCUUUGGAUACCAGUGACGUGUUGGUGAAGAAACUUGUAAUUGGAUUGCUGUCGGCGCUAUGUGUGUAUUCUGAUGAUGGUUACAACCUCGUCAUGAACGCGUUAAACAGUUAUAAGGCAGUGAAGAAACAGAGGUAUCGCUUCAGUUUAAUUGUAAAUGAACUAAAGAUGGCGACCCUGACUCCGUACAAGACCACAUUGCUUGCCUUAGUCAACUCCGUAAUCGUCGCAAAUGAAGAUCUAGAAGCGAGAGUGAGAAUUCGUAAUGAAUUCAUAGGUUUAGACAUUAUGGACUUGGUUAGCAACUUAAGAAAUGAAGAUGACGAUGACUUGAUCAUUCAAUGCGAUGUUUUUGACGAUGAGAAACAGUCCGAUGAUGAGGAAAUGGCGGCUUCGUUUCCCGCCUGUGUCAACAUCCAUGAUCACGACCAGGUCUUCAGAGCUCUUUAUCAAAAGGUUUACAAUACUCCAUUUGAGGACGUGUUUCUGAAUGUGUUACAAACUCUUCUACAAAUAGAACCAGAAAACCCGCUUAGUGACAUACAGUGGAAAUCAGUGGAGACGUCAGUCAGGCGUGUCGUUCUAAUUGAUGAAACACGCGCCAAGAGAACAAGUGUACUAGGAAUGGAUGGAUUGCCCAUCUACCCAAAGACAUCUAAGGCAGUCCAAACAGACCACAUAAUCCCUACAGAAGAACAUCGUACGAUUACCGCAGAAUCAACCCAAACAGAAUCUAUAUCCACAACGAUCAGACAAAAUGAAGGCUCAGAUUUAUAUUCUUCUCCUUCUCCAUUACCACCACCACCACCACCGCCACCACCUGGCAUUGGAAUUCCACCGCCGCCGCCUCCUCCACCUGGUUUCGGAAUUCAACCACCACCACCACCGCCGCCGCCACCUGGCAUUGGAAUACCACCACCACCACCGCUUCCACCUGGGAGCAUCAAAGCGGGAACAGCUUCGUCCACAUUCUGUAGUAACCAGCCAGACACUUGUGAGAUGUGGACUCCAACUCCCAAACAUAAGAUGAAGACCGUCAACUGGAAAAAGCUCCCACUGCGCACUAUUUCGUCCCAUGAAAAUGUUUGGAAAGAAGUGCUUGGUAUGUCGGAUCAGGUGCCUGUGAAAUAUGAAAACUUAGAGCAACUCUUCUGUCAGAAACAAAUUCAAAAAUCCAAAGGAAAUACAAAACCCAAAGUACCAUCGGUGAUAUUAUUACUAGACAACAAACGAAGCAUGAACGUCAACAUUUUCCUGAAACAAUUUAAGUGCAGUCACAGCGAAAUUAUAUCUAUGAUCGAAGCUGGCGACACACGCGCCAUUGGACAAGAGCGUUUGCUUGGUCUCCAAAAGAUACUUCCGGAUGCUGACGAGAUUAAGAUGCUAAGAGAUUUUGAGGGAGACAAAGAGAAACUUGGAAACGCUGAAAAGUUCUUCGAAACACUCGCCCAACUGCCAUCUUUUGAAAUCCGCAUCGACGGUCUAGUUCUGAAAGAUGAAUUUCAAAUUACUCUCGAUUCACUCUUGCCGAAUAUUGCCGCCUUUGAGAACACCUGUCACCAUCUACUGAAGAACGAAUCUUUCAAAGUGUUCCUUCGUUAUGUCUUACACUCUGGAAAUUUCAUGAAUGCGGGAAAAUACAAUGGAAAUGCAAAGGGUUUCCGAAUUGAAUCGUUGGACAAACUAAUGGACACUCGAGCUAACAAACCUCGGGUAACAUUUCUUCACUACCUUGUGGCGGAGGCUGAGAAGGAGAACGCAGACGCUCUAUCUUUUCUAGAUGAGAUUUCCCCCGAUCUGUCAAAAGUCUCAAAGUUCACAUUAAAGGAUUUAAGAGAGGAAGUGGCGGAAUUAAAAGGGAGAGUCUCAAAACUUCACGAAGGCCUGGUAAACUGUCCAGCUGACGUCAGAAACCAACUCAAAACCUUCAUACAGGACGCUCGACAGGGAAUGACAUCAUUGGAUGAGGGAUUACGCAAUAUAGCCAAUUUGGCAAAAGAAUUGGCCAGCUACUUUUGUGAAGACGAACAGAGUUUCAAAAUCGAUGAAUGUAUACGCAACAUGAACACUUUUUGUGACCACGUUACACGAUGUCAAAAGGAAAAUCGAAAAGAAGAAAAAGCGGAACAGAGAAGGAAACAAAAACAGGAAAAGGCGUAUAAACUCAAAAGCAAAGAACGUGUCUCAGCAGUUGUGAAACCAGUUGAGGAAGACUGCAUCAUAGACCGAUUGCUGCAGGAAAUUCGAGAAGGAUCCAAACUCCGGAAAACAAGAUCAUGACAAUCAUAGAACAGAUACUAAACGCCUCAACGAGGCUAAAGGACAAAUAAAACCAAUGUUAAGAUUU